Medioppia subpectinata is the source of this 7932-nucleotide messenger RNA. Lineage: Eukaryota; Metazoa; Arthropoda; Arachnida; Sarcoptiformes; Oppiidae. The record is from the annotation of a GenBank genome assembly.
UACGGCAGCGAAUUGGCACUGAUCUCUGAUUACACGCAAAACAAUUUCUCCACACAUUUGGCGAACCAAUGGCUUCGGGAGGAGUCGAGCGCUAGUCGGCCGUCGUUUUGGAUUGGCUUUCAAUCCAUCGACAACUUGUCCACCAAUACGUUAGAGUCGGCCUCCGGUCGGUUCGUCAGCAAAUACGUGGGCUUCUGGUAUACCGACGAACCCAACACCAGGAAUGGCGAGUGCGUCCGAUCCACGCUCGCCGACUGGUCGCCCGUCUUGGCUCAGGCCAACCAACAGACCUGGGAGAUGGCCCCCUGCGAAGACCUCUUGCCAUUCAUCUGCCAAAAACAGACCUGUCCUACAGGUUCGUACCACUGCUCUAACGGCAAGUGUGUGAACAGUGCGUUCAAAUGCGACGGUCAGGACGACUGCGGCGAUAAGUCCGAUGAGAUGGACUGCCAUCGCAAGUGUCACUACUAUCUGCAGAGUUCAGGCGACAAAGUGGUCUCUCCUAACUAUCCCAACCGAUACGACUCCAACUCGGACUGCAAGUGGACACUCGAGGGUCCGGUCGGCUCCGGUAUGGUCUUGCAGUUCAGCGAGUUUGACACGGAGGCCAACUUCGACACCGUUCAGAUACUGGCCGGCGGACGCACCGAAGAGUCGUCCGUCAAUUUGGCCACACUAUCGGGCCAUCAGAACCUGUCGUCCCGCGCGUUCACCACCGGCUCUAACCUAAUGAUCGUGAAGUUCAAGUCUGACGCGGGUGUGGAGAAGCGUGGCUUCCGGGCCUCGUGGAAGACAGAGCCCCAUAAGUGUGGCGGCGAUUUGUUCGCCACCGCAGCCGCUCAGGUGAUCACUUCGCCCCUCUAUCCCGAGCCAUACCCGGGCGGACUCGAGUGCGUGUACGUGAUAACAGCCCCACAGGGAAAGACAGUGACGCUGGAAGUGGUGGAACUGGAUCUCGAACCGGAGAAAGACUACAUAUCGGUGCGCGACGGCGCCGGCUCUACCAAUACACUGUUGGCCAAACUGACUGGCAAUCUGACCGACAACUCCCGAUACAUCGUCUCCACCGGUAAUAAGAUUUAUCUGUAUUUCUACACGAGUUUUGGUGACUCUCGACGUGGUUUUGCCAUCCGAUUCCGGGCCGGCUGUGAGAUCGAGUAUACGGCCGACUCCGGGAACAUCACAUCCCCGGCCUAUGGUGUGACCAAAUACCCGCCCAAUCAGAACUGCGUCUACCGUUUGGCCCGGCCUACCGGUGGAUCCCUAUCCAUACUGUUCAACGACUUCGAUGUGGCCACUGAUGACACUCUACAGAUCUUCGACGGCGUCGACAGCACUGGUAUUCCUCUGCAUCCGAGCCGUGGCUUCAGCACCAAAACCAAACCACACGGACUGACACUAUCGGCCUCUUCGGGCAAAAUGCUAUUGCAGUUCAAAAGCGCGGCGAUGACUGCCGGGAAGGGCUGGUCCGCCAGUUUCUCAGCCGACUGCCCACCGCUGAAGAUCGGUGUGAACGCCGUCGCCUCCACCCGUGGCAUAAUGUUUGGCGCCAAAGUGACCUUCACGUGUCCAACCGGUCAGGAGUUCAGCAACGGUCAAACCAAACUGCACACGGAGUGCCUUCAGGGCGGCCGAUGGUCUUUGGCCACGAUUCCCGACUGUCAGGAGCGCUACUGCGGACCAGUGCCACAGAUUGACAACGGUUUCGCCGUGGGAUCAACUAACGUGACCUACAGGGGAACCGCUACCUACCAGUGUUACGCCGGUUUCGCCUUUCCCUCCGGUAUGCAUACGGAACACAUCCGCUGCACAGAUGAGGGCAAAUGGGAACGACUGCCCCUAUGUCUGGCCUCUUCGUGUCCACCACUGCCCGAAACCCCAAACGCCGUUCAGUCUGUGAUGACCGGCGGAAACAACCGGAGCUACAGUUACGGCACAAUCAUACGGUUCGAGUGCGAACCCGGCUAUCAUCGACACGGCAUACCUGUGAUCGCUUGCACUUCGGUUGGCCAGUGGUCUGGUCUGCCGCCCACUUGCGAGAGAGCCCAAUGCCAUACACUGCCCACCAUUGAGUACGGCUUCAUUGUGGACACACAGCGGCGCUACCUCUUCGGCGACGAAGCGAGGGUUCAGUGCAAUCGUGGCUACAAACUAGAGGGCCAUCCGGUGAUCAAAUGCGGACCCAAUCAGACCUUCGACAAUAUGCCGAAGUGUAAGGACGCCGACGAGUGUCUGUCCUCCUCGGCGUGCGAUAUGGCGUCCACUCAUUGCAGUAACACAAACGGCGGCUUCUUCUGCAAGUGUAAGGAGGGCUUUGAGCCGAACCUCAACUGUCGACCCGUCAGCGAUCUCGGACUGUCCACCGGAGCCAUACCCGACACCGCCAUCAAAGUGUCGGGCGUCGAGAACGGCUACAAACGAUCGGAGAUACGUCUGGACGCCGCCCGGGGUUGGUGUGGAUCAGUGCCAAGAGUGGGCGAGAAUUACGUGCAAAUAGACUUACGCGCGCCGACAGUCAUCCGCGGUUUCCGCAUACAAUCGGUGCAACGCGUGGACAACACUCAGGCCUAUCCCAUAACCGUACGGCUACAACACGCCAACGAACUGACCGAUCUGUUCCGCGACUACAGCGACCUCUCCGGCCGACCCGUGCAGUUCCGGUUGGCGCCCAACGGCGGCUCCGGGCUAUCCAUUGUCAACCUUCCCAUACCAUUGGAGGCCCGAUACGUGCGACUCCUGAUAAUGGAGUUCGCUGUGGCUCCGUGUAUGCGGUUCGAGCUGAUGGGCUGCUCCCGACAGGACUGCACCGACGUUAACGAGUGUCUCGACAAGAACGGCGGUUGCGACCAACGGUGCGUCAAUAGCCCGGGAGGUUUCAAUUGCGUGUGCAAUAUCGGUUACGAGUUGUAUACUUCCAAUGGCACCGCCGGUUAUGAUGUGGCCUCUGGCGAGACUGGCGUCAGGGAUGGCGACGUGUUUCGCGUGAACAAGACUUGUGUCCCGAAACAGUGCCCACCGCUCAAGAGUCCCACUAAUGGCAAACUCUUGUCCACCAAAAGUAAAUACCAUUUCGGAGACUCUGUUCACUACUAUUGCGACUUCGGGUACGUAAUGGUCGGCAAUCCGACCCUAAUCUGCGGCUCCAACGGCCUCUGGAACGGCACGACACCGGAGUGUGUGUACGCCCAGUGCCCGAUGCUAUCGGACGACAGCGGACAGGGUUUGCGCGUAACCCACGAAUCCACCGAUAAGUUCAUACCAUAUCUGACCAACACUACUGUCCAGUGUCUGGAAGAGGGCCGACCACUGCGAGGGACGGCCAGCGCUGGCUUUCGGCAGUGCGUCUACGAUCCCAAAGAAGGUCGACACGAGUUUUGGCUGUCGGGAGCGGCGCCCGCCUGUCCUCGUCUGGACUGCGGGGCACCCGUCGAGUCGAACGGCGCUACAUAUGGUUUCUAUGUGGACACCAGAUAUAAGGCGAGCUUCUUCUACGGCUGCGACGAGACGUUCACUUUGGCCGGAAAGACCGAGCGCUCAGACAACGUGAUCCGAUGCGGCGCCAAAGCCAACUGGGACUUCGGCGACCUCCGCUGCGAGGGACCCGUCUGUGUAGAUCCCGGACAUCCGCCCGACGGACAACAAAUGGCCACCAGCUAUGAACAGGGCUCGCAGGUGUCGUUCACCUGCGACCGACCCGGAUAUGUGCCGUACUCUACGGAUCCGAUCACUUGCGUGAAGAACGCCGACUGCAAAGUGAUCAAAGCCGUGGGCAUAGCCAGCGGUCUGAUACCCGACAACGCCAUAAACGCCACUUCCCAGCGAAGUAACUACGAGGCCAACAAAAUACGGCUCAACUCUGCCACGGGUUGGUGCGGACAGCAUAACGAGGCCUUCACAUACGUUACGGUCGAUUUGGGCAAAGUUUUCCGCGUGAAAGCACUUCUGGUGAAGGGUGUGGUCACCAACGAUGUCGUCGGCCGACCCACAGAACUCCGCUUCUUCUAUAAGCUCCGCGAGUCCGACAACUUUGUCGUCUAUUUCCCCAACUUUAACCUCACGAGCAGAGAUCCGGGCAAUUACGGUGAGCUCACUGUCAUUCCCCUACCCGUGUCGGUCACCGCCCGUUACGUCAUCCUCGGAAUCGUGUCCUACGCCAAGAAUCCGUGCCUCAAGUUUGAACUCGUCGGCUGCGAAGACACCAAAGAGGAGAUACUCCUGGGCUAUGAUAACGGCUACCCGGUGUGCGUGGAUCAGGAGCCGCCACACUUUGUCAACUGUCCCAAUGGGCCCAUAGUUGUGACCAAAGGCGUGAAUGGCAUACUUCCCGUCAACUAUACCAUCCCUACCCCUAUCGAUAACUCUGGUUUCGUGGCUCGAGUCGAAGUCCGUCCCCUUGGCUUCAAACCACCAAUGAUUGUCUUCGAGGACACAGUCAUCGAGUACUUUGCCUACGAUAGCGACGGUAAUGUCGCCGUCUGUGCCGUCAACAUAACAGUACCCGACGAGACACCGCCGGCCCUCUCCUGCCCGCAGUCUUAUGCCGUGGAACUGACUGAACAACAGGACACGUAUUUCGUCAACUUUAACGAAACCCGGCGUCUAAUCAACGCCACCGACGAGUCCGGCGAAGUCCGCAUUCAACUGAUCCCCGACUCAGCGAUCAUUCCGCUCAAAGGCUACCGCAAUGUCUCGGUUGUGGCCACCGAUCGCUUCGGCAACGAAGCCUUCUGUCACUUCCAGGUGUCCGUACAGCCCAUGGCGUGUGUCGCGUGGGCUCUCGACCAACCGACCAAUGGUGUGGUCAACUGUAUGCCCAACGACGGCGGCACCGGAUACAGGUGUUCGGCCACUUGCGACCCCGGCUACCGAUUCAUCGACGCCGAGCCCAUCAAACACUACGAGUGCUCCGCCGGACAGCAGUGGACGCCCAGCGCUAUAAUCCCCGACUGUGUGCCCGAAGACACGAACGAAGCCUCGUAUGACGUGAUCGCCUCAAUCGAGUACAGGAGCGGUGGGUUCGCACCGCCGGCCUGUAUGUCGGCGUACGUCAACUACGUGUCCAGUUAUUACCCGAACCUCAACCACGUGCUGUCCGAACGGUGUUCAGCCAUCAACGUUCAGAUGGCGAUCAUAUUCUUCAACACCACAAUCACCAUAAAGCCCGACACAAACGCCCUGUCCGUGGAGUACGUCCUGCGCAUCGAUCCCGCCGUUCACUCCAAGAUGUUGUACGACUUGUGCGGCUCAACGCUAGGCCUCAUAUUCGACCUGUCGGUGCCGUCCACGUCGGCCAUCAUCGAGCCGUUGCUCAACAUAUCGUCCCAACAAGUGGGCGGUUCCUGUCCUUCGCUGAUGGCUAUGCGCUCGCGAGUCAACCGUGGCUUCACAUGCGUUGCCGGAGAGAUAUUGAACACCAACAACAACACCGGCACCACCACCACCAACGACAAGAACAACCCGCGAUGUCUGCACUGUCCGGCCGGCACUUUCGCCUCCAAAGACAUGCAAAUGUGUACCGACUGUCCGCGCGGUUGGUAUCAGGACACCACUCGACAGGCCUCCUGUCGCCAGUGUCCGGACGGCACGUUCACCAAAGACAAGGGCAGCAAAUCGCUGUCCGAUUGCGUUCCCGUUUGCGGUUACGGCACUUACUCUGCCACCGGACUCGUGCCGUGCCUUCAAUGCUCGGGCAAUACCUACUCAGGAGUGCCGCCCAGCGAUGGCUUCAAAGAGUGCAACACUUGCCCGGAAAACACGUUCACAUACUCUGCCGGCGCUAUCGGUGUGAACGAGUGUCGCAUCAAAUGCCCGGCCGGCACCUACUCGGAGACCGGUCUGGAGCCCUGCGCCCCCUGUCCUACAAAUUUCUACCAAGAUAAAGAGGGACAGACCAGCUGUAAGGAGUGCUCCAGCAAAGAGCUCACACUAAGACCCGGUGCGCUGAGUCCCGAGGCGUGCACUGCCGGUCAGUGCAGUUCAAUCACGUGUCAAAACGGCGGUAUUUGUAUUGUCCUCAAUCACGAGCCCUCGUGUUACUGUCCGGCGGGCUUUUCCGGCGCCCUCUGCGAUGUGGACAUCAAUGAGUGCCUAUCGGAGCCCUGUUAUAACGGCGGCACUUGUGUCGACAACCCUCAGGGCUAUUCAUGCAAGUGUCCCGUCGGCUACUCCGGCCUCCAGUGCCAACUUGUGCGGUCCGAAUGCCAUAACGACACCUGUCCUGAGAAGGCUAUGUGCAAAGACACGCCCGGUUUGGGCAACUUUGAGUGCCUGUGCCGCUCGGGCUAUGAGGGCCGCAGCUGUAACAUCACAAUCAAUCCGUGCACUCACGCCGACAAUCCGUGCGAGAAUAACGCCCAAUGCGUUCCCCUAUUGCAGGGCCGCUACCGGUGCGAGUGUGGCGCCGGUUGGACGGGCCGUAAGUGCGAGAUCAACAUCGAUGACUGCGCCGAAGAGCCCUGCCUUCUGGGCGCCAACUGUACCGAUUUGGUCAACGACUUCAAGUGCGACUGUCCUCCGGGUUUCACCGGCAAGAGGUGUCACCAGAAGAUCGACCUGUGCUCUAACAACGGCCCCUGCGUUAACGGCCUGUGCGUCGACCGGCUCUACCAUCACGAGUGCAUUUGUAACCCCGGAUGGACUGGACUCAAGUGCGAGAUGAAUGUGGAUGACUGCGCGUCCGAGCCGUGCGAAAACAAUGGCGAAUGCAUUGAUUUGGUGGACAGUUUCCGGUGCGCCUGCGAUAGCGGCUAUACUGGCAGCCGAUGCCAGCAUCAGAUCGACUCGUGUGAGUCCAAGCCCUGUCAAAAUGGCGGCUCGUGUUUCGACCUCAUCGACGGCUUCAUGUGUCAGUGCAGACCCGGUUUUGUUGGCCUUCAAUGCGAGGCAGAAGUGGACGACUGUGUGUCCAAUCCGUGCAACGCUUUGGGAACCGAACGGUGUGUGGAUUUGGACAACAACUUCCGGUGCGAGUGUAACGCCGGCUUCAGUGGCGAACUCUGCGAGACCAACGACAACGACUGCCAGUCGAGCCCGUGUCUGAACGGCGGCACCUGCUCUGACUCUAUCAAUGGGUACAAGUGCUCGUGUCUGCCCGGUUGGUCCGGCCAUCGGUGCGAACGUGACAUCGGUAUGUGUGAGUCGAGUCCCUGUCAUAACGACGCGAAGUGCGUCGACCUCUUCCAGGACUACUUCUGCGUGUGUCCGUCGGGAACAGAUGGCAAACGGUGUCAGACAUCGCCGCAACGCUGUAUUGGCAACCCGUGCCAACACGACGGCAUCUGUCGCGACUACGGCUCCGGACUGAACUGCACGUGUCCUUCAAAAUACACGGGAGUCGGCUGUCAGUACGACUACAGGGCGUGCGAUGAGAACGUGUGCCAAAACGGCGCCUCCUGUCACGACUACGGCGAUGGCUAUCAAUGCGAAUGCGCCGCCGGAUUCACGGGACGUAACUGUCAACACGAUGUGGUCGACUGUACGCCCAACUCGUGUCCGCCAACCGCCACCUGCAUAGACCUGACCAAUGGUUUCUACUGCAAGUGUCCGUUCAAUCAAACGGGCGAAGACUGUCGCAAACCAAUUAACAUUGAUUACGAUCUCUAUAUCAACGACGAGAGCCGCUCGUCGAGUGCGGCCCUUAACGCCCCCUUUGACCUCAUGGAAGCCCAGAGUCUGACCGUUGGUCUAUGGGUUCAGUACAUCGAAGAGUCAAUCGGCACUUACUUUACCCUAUACUCGGUUGAGUCCCCACACCUGCCAAUUGGCAAACGACCGCUCAUUCGGGCCAAUCAUAACGGAAUAUUCAUCUCGUUGUUCGCGGAUCGACUACAAGACGUGUUUAUGCCAUACCUGGAGAACGUGCCCAUCAAUGACGGCCAAUGGCACUACAUUAACGUGAUUUGGGACGGAAGGGACGGAUUCCGGCCAAAGUGA